AAUUCCGUCAGCAAGCCCCCAGCCUCCCAUAAGGAUCGCAUGUUGAAGGGUGCCUGCAUGCCUAAAUCCAAAGUGAUUGAUUUUGGACAGUGGUGUGGCAUUGUAAUAAUAUGUGGAUAUAUAUCAUUAGCACAAUUUGCAUUUCCAAAGUAUUCUAUGUAGCAUUUGAUAGCACAAUUUAGCUUUAAAAUGUCAGUGGAUUCAUUCUGAUCUGUCACUGUCGAUCAGUCUCUGGUGUCAAUGCACUGUCUGCAUUGCUGUUCUGAGGUGCCACUCUUUUGCGCAUAAUACUGUAAUCUCACAAUCUCAUCACAGUUUUAGCAUGUGCCAGGAAACGCUGUUGAUUCUAAUAAUGCAAUGACAGGGACAUCUAUAUUUCGUAUCCCUAGCCCGGCAGCGGAGAUAGAGCAUUCUCUUAUCGAAGAGAGAACUCUGCAAAGAUGCAGAUUGAUCAAUCAAUUGAUAGAAGGAGCGCUUGCCCGUGACGUAACCGCUUCUGUUGUGUGAAUGAGCGGAGGAGAAGCGUUCUUCCCAUGAAACGUUUUAAGAGUUGAAAGCACAGCAGUGGAUAUGGAGAAAUGUCACUUAACUGUCUGGAUUGAAAAGAGUAUAUUCUUGGAAAUGGUGCAAUCAAAUAAGUAAAAAGCCAGCGACACUGAUGCCAGGUGCAGGCCGUCGUUGGGAGCACUCCGAGCAGCACUUGGGAUGAGUGGUGCAGUAGAGCAGGCGGCAGACAUCCUGUCAGUCACAGACUUGGUCCGGGAGAGAUGGAGAGUGCUGAAGAAAAUUGGUGGGGGUGGCUUCGGGGAGAUCUACGAGGUGCUGGAUCAGCUGAGCCAGGUCAACGUGGCCCUGAAGGUGGAGUCUGCUCAGCAGCCCAAACAGGUGCUGAAGAUGGAGGUGGCCGUGCUGAAGAAGCUCCAGGGGAAAGAUCACGUGUGUCGCUUUGUGGGCUGUGGUCGUAAUGACCGCUUCAACUAUGUGGUGAUGGAGCUUCAGGGAAGGAAUCUGGCAGACCUGCGGAGAACUAUGUCUCGCGGCACCUUCACCGUCUCCACCACUCUGAGGCUGGGCCGACAGAUGCUGGAGGCCAUCGAGAGCAUCCACUCUGUGGGCUUCCUGCACCGCGACAUCAAACCGUCAAACUUUGCCAUGGGGCGCCUGGCCAGCACGUGUCGAUGCUGCUACAUGCUCGACUUUGGUCUGGCCCGACAGUUCACCAACUCUUGUCAGGAAGUGCGUCCUCCUCGUCCCGUGGCAGGGUUCAGAGGAACGGUGCGCUAUGCCUCAGUCAACGCACACAAGAAUAAGGAGAUGGGUCGCCAUGAUGACCUCUGGUCUCUCUUCUACAUGCUGGUGGAGUUCACGGUGGGCCAGCUACCCUGGAGGAAGGUCAAAGACAAAGAACAGGUGGGGAACCUAAAAGAGACCUACGACAAUCGUCUCAUGCUCAAACACCUCCCCUCAGAGUUCAGCGUCUUCCUGGAUCAUAUCCUGACCCUGGACUACUUCACUAAGCCUGACUAUCAGCUACUAAUUUCAGUSUUUGAAAAUGCCAUGAAGAGCCACCACGUGUUGGAGAACGACCCGUAUGACUGGGAGAGGUGCGACUCAGAGGAUAUGCUGACCAUCACCGGUUCAGCCACUACCGCUCAGCAACUGACCCGCCUCACACCAGCUUACAUUGGCAUGGCCAAUGCCUCGGUGCUCCCCGCCGAGCUGCAGAGGGAGAACACUGAGGACGUACUGCAGGGCGAGCGCCUCAGCGACGCMGACAACUGCCCCCCCAUCCCGGCCCAGCACCAACGUGCUGCCCAGGGCGUUGACGUGUGGGAGGAGAUGGACCGCAACCGCAACUGCAACCACGCCGCAGCCCAGCAACAACAACAACYGCUCAUCAGGAAGGUGGUGAAUGAGGACGAGCACAGCCGGAACCAGGGUGGCAACCAGAGCCAGAGCUCCCCCAGAAGGGUGCGCUCAGAGACCAUGUUCCUGGACCGGGCGGCCCCCCUGCUCCGGAGGAUGAGACACAGCCAGAGCCUGGCAUUCGAGAAGAGACUGGCUCCCGAACCCAAGCCCACCAUCGAACGCUUCCUUGAUGCCUAUCUGGGAAAUCAGCCUCCACAGGAGCGAGAGAUCACCAUCCCCGAAAGCGGCGGGGGGCGGGUUGAGCAGGUUGGCACCCCCUGUGACGAGGACCAGGCGACAGAGACUCCCGGCGGAGUGGGGACCCCCGACCAGGAGGAGGGGGCUGUGGCCCUGAACCUCAGUUCUGUUCCGCAGGAGGGAAACUCCCAGGAUUGGUUGAUGCUGGAGCAGGGGGGAGGCAGCCAAGCCUUGGGGGCAGCCAAGCCUCCAGGAGUCUAUGCUCUGGAUGGAAAUAAACUAGAGGUGCAUUCAGAGGCUGAGUUCCAGGACCACCAGCCUCCCUCAGCCCCGAGCAGCCCCGUCCUGUCCCACAUGGCCCUGCCCUGUACCUGGUUACUGGGCGGCAGGAGGCUGCCUGGGAUGCUAGGCCACAUGGGCCGAGCCCAGAUGGAGCAGUCUGCCAACCUUGUACCACAGUCCCCUGUGAUGGAGAAGAGUGAAGCCAUACCACUAGAGGCCCUGUCAACCAAACCCAAUGACCCCCAAGAGGUCAAGGUCGACGAGCUGGAGAUUGUCGAGUCAGCCCCCAGCCCUGUGCCAAGCCUCAUCCCAGCCCACCUCGCAAACGAUAAAGACCCAGAGAGCGACUCAGGCCUCCCCGACCGUUCCUCCGAACCCAACCAACACCCUCAGAUGGAGAAAGCCGGAAGUGCCGCGGAGAGCACCGGCACCUUCUCCUCCUCCCCUCCCCCACCCACCUUGGUACUGCUGCGAAGAGAAUCCCCCUCCUCGCCCAGAUUGAGCCGCAUCCCCAUACGAGAUCCAACCACCGUCCCGGAUUCCCCCACCAUAGACCGCCGCCACCGCUGGAGCAGCCCCGUGCCUGGCUCGCCCUCCCACUCGCCCUCGCCAUCGCUCUCCUGCGACAACAUGCUGCCCUGUGGCGUUCGGGAGAGGUUCCUUUCCUGCUCAGACCGUGGCUCACGCUCCGACUGGCUGGGGGAAGACCGUGACUCCCUCUCGCUCUCCUCCUCGGGCAGCAGGAGUAAAAUCCCCCGGCCCGUCAUUCCCCCUCUUCCGGGGCUCGAGCAGCAGCAGCUCUCCUCCUCCGGCAGGUUCCUGCCUCGUCCGCCUCCCGGGAAACCGCCCACCCGCCCAGCUGUAGACAACAGGCGCCGGCGUUUCCGGGUGCGCGCCAGCAGCACCAGCGACGCCGACUUCCUUGCCAGUCUGACCCAACUGAUAAAGGACCGAGGCGGUGCACUUUUCAGUCCGACGCCACACCCCCGCAGCUCUUCCUCCUCUCUACAGCGCUCACUCAGCUCCUCCCCCUCACGUCACGAGCUCCGCGAGGGGGGAGGGGUAUUCCUGGGGCGUAGCCGCUCUCCGUCCAGCUUCUCGGGGUCCCCUCCCCCUCCAUGGUACCCCCAGGACAGGCUUAGUGGGCGGCAGGGGAUCCCGUGGGGCGCAGGGCCCGGUGCCAGAGGGAGGGGCCCUAGCCACGAGGGCAAAGGCAGCGGCAAAGUGAGCCGAUAAGUGGACAGAAUUGGUAUCAGUGUGUUGUUCAGAAGGGCRCACCGUUGUAAAACAUUUUGCAACGAUAAACCCGAAAUGAGCAUUUCUAAUUAGACACGUUCAUGCAAGGGCCUUGUAAGUUCAUUAGGAGGCCACCUAUGGCGGCAGAUUGACGAGGGUGGCAUUUUCUGGGCUAAACUAAACAAGAUGCACACCCAACAACACAACCUCAAAUAAUUCUGCCCCAAAACAAUGACAAUUUCUCUCAACCAGUGGCAUAUGGGCUUUUUAGGUGAGCACUGAUGCCGCCCUGUGAUAAGCAGUUCCCACUUUGUCAAGGGCAGGGGCACAAAAAUGUUGCUUGUCCAUUGGGCGCUCCACCAACGUUCCGUUAAGAAAAUUAUCUAACAUAAAUCAUGUAGCAGAUAUAGCCAGCGUAAAAACAUGAGCCGUUCACAAUAAUUACAGCAAAAUGUCAAGAAAACUAUGCUAUUACACCACUUUAUAAUUACCGCAUGUCAGAGGCAUGACAAAUUAGCGAAUGGACUUGAAAACGGGUGGUAUAGCCUACAGUCAAAUGUGAUGUGGUUUGACGAGAACAUUGACAUUUUGCCAAGGCAGAGACGUGGCGACAUGACAAUAGCCAAAUUUGUCAUUUCACUUUUUGGUGUUUACGUUUAACAGAUGUCUCUUUACAUUCACCACUGUUUGGAGUCUGGUAAUAUGUUGCAAGUGGAUCAACGUGCACUGGUAGCCUAUGACGGAGCCCUUUGAAGUUUAACAAUCAGAUGAAAACAUUUUGACUGGUUGUUUUUAUGCCACAGUAUAAGGUAAUGCAUUUUAAAAGUUAAAUAACAGAUCUUUACGACUAGGCCCACUGAGAUCCUAUUGAAUUAAUAGGGACUCUAAUAUCAUUCUAUGAUUAGGCCCUUGGGAAAAUGUUGUGCGCACGCGGUUGGUCCCAUACCGGGAAGAAAUGAAUUAUACUUUCACCACUGAAUAUAGCAUAUGGUAGAAAGAGUAUGUGGCCUUUUCUGUAGCCUACAGGCCRGAGAUAAAAUGUAUGACAAUGUAAUGAGACUGACACUUUUUACAUCAUACAGGUUUCUCCGAUCAAAUACCCUAAUCUAAAUUGCGUUGACAUGUUAAACAACAUAUCCUAAAAACAGGACAGGUCAUAGUAAAAUGGACAAUAUGAAAUGGAUAAUCAGGUUACUCACAACUGCUGUCCAGAAGUUUCACCCCGUGGGCAAAAUGUUCAGUGGUUUAAAGUUUGUAUCUGUACAUUUUUGUCGAGCUGAUCAUGGCGAAAAAUAAAAUACUUCUGAUUUCCCGCUGUGUAAUCACAUUGCAAAUAGGCUCAGGAUAACUCCUGAUGAAGUUGUGAAGUUGAUAUUCAGAGCUGAAAUAGCCAAAUUGAUUAGUCACAGGAAUCAGGACUAAUAAAGCCAAUGCAACGCCUGUUUUACAAACGGUGGGUCUUCCACAUGGAUGGACAUUGAUACAAUUCCUUUGCAGACCAACACAGUAGGCUUCACUCUAGCAAGCAUGGGCCGACGUCUCCUGGAUGUCUUUUUUUGGUCCUGUCCGGAGCUGCCGUCUUUUAUUGGUGUUUUACAAACGGUAGGCCUACUACAUAGAUGGGCAUUCAUAAAAUUGGAAUUAGACGACACUGUAGGCUACACCUCAGUAAGCACGGAUCGAUGCCGUCGCCUUUUGGAUGUCUUUUUUGGGGGGAUCCUGUCUGGACCGGCCUUGAUUUCCACGUUCACGGAUGUUGGUUUUUAGUCCGGUCCAGACCAAAUCAUAGACAUCUAUGUUUGGUUCAGAUUUGGUCCGGUCUGGACCGUCUUUCAUUUGUCUCGCCUAGGGUGACAGAACAGCCAGGGCCAGCCCUGCUUUCAGCAGGUACAUCUCUGUUUCGUCCCCACUGCACACGGCCCAGGCGGCUAUGGUUACUCAGACUAAUAAUGUAUGUACAGAGAACGUACUGUAUCUGAUCCAAUCUUCAACUUUGACAGCAUGUGUAAAUAUGUAUGAUCUACUACUGUACUCCAGGGAAUGUACUGUAUGUAAUGUAAAAUGUAUGAUAGAAUGUAUCUAUUUAUUUGACGUGUCUCGAAAAAUGUACUUGAAAAAUGUAGCUUGAUUCCAGCGUCGGGAACGUCACGUUUCCGAAAAACAUUGAGAUGGUCUACUCUUUCUCCCUGACCCCAGUCCUGUGUUCUUAACACGUAUGUAUGUAUGUAUGUAUGUAUGUAUGUAUGUAUGUA
Molecule: messenger RNA, 5876 nt
Organism: Salvelinus sp. IW2-2015
Lineage: Eukaryota; Metazoa; Chordata; Actinopteri; Salmoniformes; Salmonidae
Product: tau-tubulin kinase 2-like
Biological process (GO): signal transduction; cilium assembly; peptidyl-serine phosphorylation
Cellular component (GO): ciliary basal body; cytoplasm; nucleus
Molecular function (GO): protein serine/threonine kinase activity; ATP binding
Source: RefSeq, a predicted model, not a curated record